Pollicipes pollicipes is the source of this 2358-nucleotide messenger RNA. Its product is annotated as protein suppressor of hairy wing-like. Gene Ontology annotation, molecular function: DNA-binding transcription factor activity, RNA polymerase II-specific; RNA polymerase II transcription regulatory region sequence-specific DNA binding. The record is from RefSeq and is a predicted model, not a curated record. Lineage: Eukaryota; Metazoa; Arthropoda; Thecostraca; Pollicipedomorpha; Pollicipedidae. Gene Ontology annotation, cellular component: nucleus. Gene Ontology annotation, biological process: regulation of transcription by RNA polymerase II.
GCAGGAGCCGGCGCCGCCCGACGGGGACCACGCGGCCGGAGACGACUUCGCGUCGUCGGUGGUGCUGGUUGGGUCGGAGCCGGUGGACCUGCGUCCGCCGGUGCGUGUGCUGGAGCAGGGCGAGAUCCUGCUGCCAGACGACCCCGAGCAGGUCCGCGUGCUCAUCGAGCACAACCUGCUGCUGAAGGGCGCCGUCACAGACGAGAUGCUGGAGAAGGUGAACAAGCUGCUGGAGCACAUCUCGGCCGACAAGUGCCACUGCUGCGGCGAGAGCAUCGACACUGCACACAAGGGCGGCGAGUUCCCGUGCGACGUGGCCGACUGUCUGAAGACGUUCCGGCUGAAGUCGUCGGUGGACCGGCACAAGCGCGUCAUCCACCACCAGGGCGACGUGCACCAGUGUCCGCAGUGCGGCGCCCGCUGCGCCGACAAGGGCACGCUGGCGCGCCACAUGUACACCCACACCGGCCUCAAGCCCUACACGUGCGAGAUGUGCAACAAGCACUUCAGCCGCAAGUACCACCUGGACCGGCACGUGAUGCAGACGGGCUGUGACGGCAAGCCGAAGGCGGCCUACCCGUGUCAGGUGUGCGGCAAGAUGUUCACGCGCAAGGACAACCUGCGCGAACACCUGCGCGCGCACGCCGGCCAAGUGCGCCGCAAGAAGUGCUACACCUGCCACUACUGCGAGAAGCAGUUCUUCGGCUCCACGCUGUUGCAGGUGCACCUGCGCACGCACACGGGGGAGCGGCCCUACCAGUGCGACUUCUGCGAGAAGAACUUCCCCUCGAUCGGCGCCUACAAGAAGCACCGGCGCAUCCACACGGGCGAGAAGCCCUACGAGUGCAAACACUGCCUGGCGCGCUUCUCGGCCAAGGAGACGCUCAAUCGGCACGUGCGCACGCACACGGGCGUCAAGCCGCACACGUGCCAGUACUGCGGCAAGUCGUUCAUCCAGGCGUCCCAGCUCAAGAGUCACAUCUUCCACCACACCGGCCAGGGCGGCUUCAAGUGCGCCCACUGCGACCGCAGCUUCAACAGGAAGGUCCGGCUCAGGAUGCAUGUUGAGUACGUGCACGAGGGCAAGAAGGGCUUCGAGUGCGCGACGUGCGACAAGACGUUCGUGCGCAAGGAGGACCUGGCGCGUCACAGCGUGCUCCACCGCGGCACCAAGGUGCACCGCUGUCCCAUCUGCGAGAAGACGUUCGCCAUCAAGCCCUCGCUCAAGAUCCACUUGCUGACGCAUACCAAGGAACCGCCCCGCUCGUGCGAGGAGUGCGGCCGCGCCUUCAUCCGGCAGGACUGCCUGCUGCGCCACAUGCGCAAGAAGCACCGCGAGAUGCUCGACCAGAUCAUGGCAGAGGCCGAGAAGAAGAAGAUCCAGCAGCAGCUCAUCUCGUUCAACGCCGAAGCCAGCGCCAAAACUUUCCCACAACUGGGGACUGAAGGCACCGCAUUUAGUGCACUCGCCCUGGGCGAGGCGCUGCGCGAGCUGCUCUCGCUGCUGGUGGACGACGCCACCCUGCAGGCGUUCGGCCACCCGCAGCAGCCGGUGGAGCAGGUGCUCGAGUCGGUGAUCCGCCGCUGCGGCCACGCGCCCAUCGACGACGCCCACCUCAGCUACGACGACCGGCUCAGGGAGAACGCCAAGCUGCUGUUCACCGUGGUGAUCGACGACAACGCCGUCAAGACGCUGCUCAACAGCCAGACGGUGGACGAGGUGAUCCUGCACGUGCUGCGGCUGGCCAAGUCGUAGGCGGCGGCAGCGAGAGAGCGGAGGGCGGGCUAACCUGUCGCCCCGCUGCCGCAGAGCGACGGCAGCGGAACCGGGCCCGGCCGCCCGCUGGCGCGGCGCCGCCGUGGGCCAUGCGUGGCCGCGGCCUCCGCCCGGACGUGUACAAAUGGCUUGGACGGGACGUCCCGUGCGUGACGCGGCGCGGAUGCGAGUCUGGCAGGUCGGUGGCCAGCAGCCGCGAUUUGUACCGGGGUUUGUACAAGUGGACUUGUGAAUCAACUACUUACUGCUGUGGCCGCGUGCGAGGGCGCCGGCGGGCGCGGUGACUCGGCCUGCGCGCGCGAGAGACGGCAGCCCAGACGCUGCAUGCCGUGCGCUGGACCACGUGUGGCCGAGACGCGCGGCCCCGGCGCGGGGACCCGUGCGCGGCCCCCCUGCAAUCGCGUUGUUUGUACUCUGUUAUCGUGGGCGCGGCGCGCGCUGCCGCUCCGCGCUGCGGCGUGUGAGCCGUCCUUAACGCGUCGCCCGGCAGGGACUCUUUUGUAUCCGCGCAUGCCUCUCUGGCCUUCGCUGGGAGUGGCGGACUCGCUGAGUCGGGCGGCAGAAUAUACACGGACGUGGCG